Osmerus eperlanus (European smelt) is the source of this 1629-nucleotide messenger RNA. RefSeq names its product UDP-glucuronosyltransferase 2A2-like. The record is from RefSeq and is a predicted model, not a curated record. The coding region runs from base 6 to 1598 and encodes 530 amino acids. Gene Ontology annotation, molecular function: UDP-glycosyltransferase activity. Lineage: Eukaryota; Metazoa; Chordata; Actinopteri; Osmeriformes; Osmeridae. The transcript has a single exon.
UUGAGAUGUAUGACCCAACCCUAGUUAUAUGUACAGUGCUGCUCAGCAUGAUGCCCACUAUUGAUGGAGGGAAGAUUCUAGUGUUCCCAUUGGAUGGGAGUCACUGGGUGAACAUGAAAGUCCUCAUAGAAGAGCUACACUCCAAAGGCCACGAGAUUACAUUGAUACGGCCUGAAGAUAACUGGUACAUUAAGGAGAAGUCCUCUUUUUACACAUCUAUCACCAUUCCCAACACAGGUGGAUUUGAAGAGGAAUUCUUUUCUACAUUUGUGUCCCGACAACUGGAUAUACAAAGACAAGGAUUGUCUUUUUUGUCCCAGAUUUGGUCUCGUAUCAAAAUUGAGAUGGAGGUACACGAGCAGUUCUUCAAGUUCCACAAGAGGAUGAGUGAAAUGGUCGUUGAGAUAUUUGAAAACGAAGAGCUUAUUCAAUUUCUCCAGAAAGCUGAGUUUGAUGUGGUUUUAACAGAUCCGAGCAUCGGAGGGGGAACAAUGUUGGCUCAUCAUCUCCGCAUCCCUCUUGUGUUCAACGUCAGAUGGACAAUUCAAGGUGAAGCUCAUUUUGUUUCUGCCCCAUCACCUCUCUCAUAUUGUCCUUUCACUGCAACACAACUGACUGACAAGAUGACUUUCCCUCAAAGGGUCAUAAAUAUUUUGGCUUAUACAAUGGGGACUUACACGAUGGCCUCAAUAACUGAACCUAAUUAUAAACCUUUAGUCCACCGCUACUUUGGUCCUGAUGUAGAUUAUUCAUGGUUUUUCCAGGAAGCUGAUAUCUGGCUGAUGAGGAAUGAUUUUGUCUUUGAGUUUCCUCGUCCUACCAUGCCAAACUUUGUUUACAUUGCUGGAUUUCAAUGCAAGCCUGCCAGGCCCCUGCCUCAAGAUCUAGAGGAGUUCGUCCAGAGCUCCGGGGAGCAUGGGCUCAUUGUGAUGUCCUUAGGUACGAUAGUGGGACAGCUUCCUUUGGAUGUAACUGAGGAAAUUGCAGCAGCUUUUGCUGAAGUCCCCCAGAAGGUCAUCUGGAGGUACAUUGGACCAAGACCCAUUAACCUGGGUAACAACACCUUACUUGUGGACUGGCUGCCACAGAAUGACCUGCUAGGACACCCCAAAACAAGGCUCUUUGUAGCCCAUGGAGGCACAAAUGGUGUUCAGGAGGCCAUCUACCAUGGUGUUCCCUUGGUGGGACUGCCUCUUGUUUUCGAUCAGCCAGAUAACCUUUCCAGAAUGAGUGCAAAGGGAGCUGCUACCAUAGUGGACUUUUCCACAUUAGACCGGAACACCUUCCUGUCAGCCUUAAAGGAAGUCCUAUACAAGCCAUCUUAUAGGGAGAAUAUGCAAAGGCUUUCAAGGCUGCACAGGGACCAGCCAAUCAAACCACUGGACCGAGCUGUGUUCUGGAUCGAGUAUGUCAUGAGACAUAAAGGUGCUCCUCACCUGAGGACACAGGCCAGCAAACUGUCCUGGAUCGUUUAUAACUCUAUGGAUGUGGUUGUGACUCUUCUGGGAGUGAUAUUGUUUGCGACACUAGCAGGCAUUUCAAUCGUAAAGUUUUUGUGGAAAGUUAUUUUUUGUACAAGGAAAGUGAAACAUGAAUGACAAAAUCAAACCUGCAGUUAUUGACAGAGAA